This is a messenger RNA of Seminavis robusta, 4116 nucleotides long. The record is from the annotation of a GenBank genome assembly. Lineage: Eukaryota; Bacillariophyta; Bacillariophyceae; Naviculales; Naviculaceae.
CUACCUUCUUUCCUUCUUUCCUUCACACUUUGGUGUUGUGAAACAUCAAUCAUGUCGUCCAAGAGAUCAAGACAAACGACGUCCUUUGCUGCAGGUAUCAAUGGCGGAAUCCUAGCUGAUCUAUCCUUCAUGAAUGAUGUGUGCUCUCCAAUUGCAAAGACUGGACAAAACGACGACGACUCUUGUGGCAGCGAAUCCCAGAGUGACGAGGAAAGCAGCCGUGUUGGAGACAAGGAGAACAAUUUUCCCAAUGAAAUCUAUCCCGAGCAAAACCUCAAAGAUAUCAGUGCCAUCUCCUGUUCCGUUUUGUCUCCUGUUCCGACCAAACCCAACUUCACCAGACGAAUCCGAAGGAUUUCUGCUCGCAACCGACUAUGUCAGGAUGAUGAUGAUUCGGAAAGUGAUGAUGAUGAUGAUGAGCCAUCCAGUCAAGAAGACGACGACGAAGAGUCUUCCGAGUCGUCAACACCCAAACCCAAGAGAAAGACAAACCGCGAUGACUACAGCCGCCUCAAACAAGCAGCGCUUGAAAAAGCCAAGCAGCGUCAGGACGACGCGUCGGAAGGAGAAGAUUUGGGCAGUGAUCAGUACUCUUCCGAAAUGGAAUUUAUCGACUUUGAGGAGGACGAUGACGACGAGGAUGAGGAAGACGAAAAGGAUGACAUUGAAGAGUACGGGACAGACAAUGAUGACGAGAGACGCGGUGAGGACAGCUUCUUCACGGACAACUCUUCGGAAGAAGAAGAACUAGAGAUUGAUGACGACUUUGAUGAGGACGAGGAAGAGCCGGAAUGGACCAGAUCCCGACGAAACGAAACCACUGCAAAGAGUAAUUGCAGCAGCAAAGCGAAAGACGAGACUACCUCGGACGAUGAAGCCGCUUCUCCAGAAGCCGAUUCGUCCUCUAACGCGUCUCCAACUAUGGAAAAAAGCGACAAGUCCUCUGUGGUUUCUACACCAGAGCACGAAACCAAUGAAGGUUCUAGCAAUGAACACAGUCCUCCAACAAAGGUCGCUGGCCCCACAAAUGAGCAGACAAGGCUUCAGGGAGAACCCAUGUCUCCAGAUUCAUUUGCUGUUCAAUGCUUCGCUGCUCCCUCUCCUGCAUCCACUAGCAGUCCUGCUCCAGGUGAAGAAAGUAGCAGUCCAAAGAUAACUCCGAACGAUUCGUCACCUCCAGGAAGAACGGAUGACAUGCCGUCGCCUUCUCCCCAUUCGCCUCCGCCGGACGCUGGAAUGAAGGUGGAUAUCAAAGAUUGCCCUGAACCUAAAGAAUGCUUGGAGGCAACAAAUACGCAAAUGGAUGCGACCGAAAAGACAACAUCCACUCUGCACAAGGGCGAGACUGCCCAAGUCAACGAUUUCCCACUACCACCAACAAAAGAUGGUUCUCAAGAGACAGUGCCUGUCGAAUCCUUGAUGGCAUCAUUGGAUCUAUCGAACCGCGAACCAACGGAAGACGUGAGGUCAUCUCCCAAUUCGCACAAAGAAGCAACAACGGAUAUCGGAGAAAGCCCUCUUCUCGCCACAACAUUGCCAGAAACGGAGACAUCCUUUGCAAGUGAAAACCCUAACCUGCAUGAUGAAACACUGGACGAAACAUUCUUUCUUCCCAAUCAACCUCCAGACUCCCUUUUGUAUGACAUCACACCAGAACGUUUCGCCAACCCAACGGUGGACUUUGGUUCUUAUAAUGAUGAUCCCUGCGACCGUCUUUCCGGUUCUAUUGUAUCUCCUGUUCGUCCCAAUGGAGAUUUUGUCGCGAGGACUUGCGAACCGGUGAGUGACAAUGUGAAUGACGUGAGCCAAACAUCCAAUGCUCCACGUACAAAAGGAGAAACGUCCUUCUGCAACCUUGCCGAGGCGACUGAGGGUUUUGCUGCAACGGAUACGCAGCCUUCUGAUUCCAUUCUCGCUGAUGAUUACACAACAAACGCAGCAUCGGCAAAGCCAGCUGCGGCGACCAACGAAGACGAGGACCUCGAGACACGAGAGAUCGGCGUGUCAGACAAGUUGCAAGGCUGUAACCAUGAGGAGAAGCUAGAUUGCACCACUACGAAUGAGGUUGGAAAUGAUGCCCUGACAGUGGAAAGUCUGGCUAGAGAUGAGCCUGAUAGCUCAGCGGGUCAUUCUGAUGGUGCUGUAGCUGUUACCAACCCGGUCAACCAGGAAAAGAGCAACGACAAACUACAUGAGGGAGAAGUGACCGCCGAGCCAUCCCCUGGCAAGGCGGAUUACGUAACACGGCACGAUGACGGUACAGCAAGAGACGACGAUGAAUCUGAGAAGGACGACGAUGAAACUGAGGUGGACGAAGAGGAAUUGGAAAACUGCACCCUCACGACAUCUUUCUGUGAAAGUGUAGCCGAGACCGAUGAAAGAAGUGUGGAAGAUGUUGUUGCGGUCGUAAUUGACGACGACGACCAGUCCGAGAGUGACUGCAGCGAGGCUCUCAUCGCGGCCGUUGUGAUUGACGAAGACAACGAGACGGCAGCUGACCUAGACGAAACUCUUGUCGAUGACGAGUCAGAGUCGAUCUUCGAACAGGACAGCGUUGCUCCUUUGAGUUCUCAACGUGAUGUGAGCACGACCGCUUCGCCUGAAUCAGCUAAAGAAGGGGUCACUAACGACAAUUUACAUGAGCCACCGCUUGUCCCCUCGUCUCCAAUGUUGCAAGAAUCUUCUUCUCAACAUGGUUCUCUCAAGAAUCCUGUCAACAACAAUCUGCAGAGGCCUUCAUCGAGCAGACAGUUUGUCAAACGGGGAAAAUGGACGCUUGGUCCCAAAAUCGGACAAGGCUCUUUCGGGACAGUACACAUGUGCAUGACUGAUGAAGGUGUAUUGAUGGCAGCGAAGGUCAUUCCUACUACGGACACAUCUGUCAUUAGUGACAUUCGGCGCGAAGUAGAGCUGCUGUCGAAGUUGAAUCACCCGAACAUUGUCGCCUACAGAGGCGCCCAAUCCAAUUCGAAGCGUUCCAGGCUCCACAUCUUCCAGGAAUGGGUUCCAGGGGGGUCUGUGGCCUCUAUGCUGACUAAAUUUGGAGCCUUUACCCUUCCGGUGGCGCGAGUCUAUUUGAAACAGGUUUUGACGGGCCUUUCGUAUCUUCACUGCCAAAAGAUUCUCCACCGCGACAUCAAAGGGUCCAAUGUGCUAGUGAACGAUCUGGGUAUCGUGAAAUUGGCCGAUUUCGGUGCCAGCAAACAGCUAUCGGAGAACUCUCAGGGGAUGAUAAUGACAAUGACAAUGCGCGGGACACCUUACUUUAUGGCUCCGGAGUGUUUUGAGGAAAAGUAUGGGUAUGAAUCUGACAUUUGGUCUGUUGGUUGCCUCGCCAUUCAAAUGAGAAUAGGACUGCCGCCAUGGAAAAAUUUGGGUAUCACCAAUCCUGUUAUGCUCUACAAACACAUCGAAGCAAACCCAGGACCACCUUCGGCUGAUCUACCAACCGAAACUCAACAAGACAGAGAUUUUGCUGCGAUGGUUGCUCGGUGCUUUCACAGAUCCCCCGUUGAACGACCAAAUGCCCAAGAAUUGGAGGACGAUCUAUUCUUCUUCCGCAGAGAGACUAUCGACGAUGACCAAACAGGCAUUUCCUCCGUCCUGGCGUCCCCGAGUGGAACGAAAGAUGGCUCGUUUGGUUGGGAACACUUGAUGUCUCCAACCACGCCGCCAAUGUCAGGAAAAUCCAAGCUCAAAAGCCGACAUAGGCGAAGCAGCAGCGCUGGAUGCCUCAAGUCCCCACUCUUUUUGUCCCCACCCAUUCCCGAGAACAGCGUCCUCAAACUGUCUCCUGCUCGUGCAUUGCGACGAGUUACUAGCCCAGCUAUGGCGUCUCCGCAGUACGUCUCGAAAGAGUGGCCUGCUUGGGCCCGUGACGUUUUGAAAUCCGAUUCGAAGCGCCCUGCAUCCCAAAGCAGUCCAGCAUUUGCCGUGGACACAACGCUCAGCGAGUCGAUGGGGAGCCUGGCCAUCAGCGAAGACAGCCCCAUGACCGUGCAGGGUCGAAACUUGUUCAGUGACACCAAGAACAGUGGGUACUUUAGUGAGAUCAGCGAAGAAUCCACACUGAGAGGAGAGAACCUAUUGGAAAUCGGCAGCUCGAUCAAAGAAUAG